Thunnus maccoyii (southern bluefin tuna) is the source of this 9770-nucleotide messenger RNA. RefSeq names its product cAMP responsive element binding protein 3-like 1 (gene creb3l1). NCBI's taxonomy places the organism in Eukaryota, Metazoa, Chordata, Actinopteri, Scombriformes, Scombridae. The transcript is spliced from 13 exons. Bases 5130 to 6647 code for a protein of 505 amino acids. Gene Ontology annotation, biological process: regulation of transcription by RNA polymerase II. Gene Ontology annotation, molecular function: DNA-binding transcription factor activity, RNA polymerase II-specific; cAMP response element binding. The record is from RefSeq and is a predicted model, not a curated record.
GCAAUGAUAUGUCAGUGUGUUUACAGCUUACUCUACUGCCCCCAAAUGGCCAAAAAAACAAAUCAAUUAAUGCAGCGUUAAGAUUUAAUUCCAGUGGAUUUGGCGACACCUGUGGUGACUGGUAGUAACUGCAAGUGUGCUUUAAUAGUACAGGCUACCACAGCUCUGCUGUCCAUAAAUAAUAUCCAAAAUGGGGUUUGAUAUGAUAAAAAAUCUAAAGGAUUAUAACUUUAACAUUAUAUUAGUUUUGGGUUUCAUUUUAAAGGUACAAUGUGGUGUUUUCAGCAGAAAACGUUACGGUUUCGUUUACAUUCAACAUUUCCUUCUUGUGCAAUUAUUGAUGCAUUUCUCACCUUAUGUAAAACCUUUACAAAGCCUUUUUGAAUGUUCUGAAAUCGGCAUCGUUUACAUCAGCUCAUUACAUCAGCUUACAAACAAUGUUCAGUGGUUAAAAAUUCCUCAGGGUACCUUUAAAUUUGAAAUAUUGUAGUCAAUGGAAGGUCACCACAGUUAUACAACAUGUGUGUGAGAGAAAAACAGAGACACCCUGUCCCCUGGCGUGGGACACCUCUGUAAACUGAUAUCUGGAGGGAGAAAGGAGACAGAGAAGAGGAGGAAUGUAUGAUAAGAAAAACCAGGAAGGGACUGAGAAGAGGUCAGGUGGAAAGAGGUUGUAAAGUAACAGGAGAACAUUACAUAACAGUCAGUGACUAUUGUAAGAUUAGGAACAUAAAACAUAAAACACACAAAUACCUGAUGUUAAUCACUGUUGUCCAGUAUGACAAAGGAGUACUGUCUCUUAACCUCCACCACACCCUCUCCGCAGUGACCCUGAUUUGAACAAUACAGCCAGAAGUAAAUCCAUGACAAGAUCCAGCAGGCCUACAGCCUGGACACUGUCCUGAACGUCUGCCCUGUUUCCAAACAACAUUCUUGUCUUUGGGUUUGUGAAGGGGAUCAAUUCAAAAGGCUCAAGUCCAAAUGAAGUCACCGAUGUUAAACUGUCAGGUUAAAGUUGGAGGUGUUUUCUGAUUUUAUCAAGUCAAAUCUGAAGUCAUCAACUUUGUGAGUCCAGCAGCAGUCCACUUGCAAUCUUUGUCUCGUCUUAAAUUCUGGGUUGAAAUAAUAAAAUCCUGGUCUGAAUUCAGUCAUUGUAGCAGCUCUGUGAGGCUGCACUUAGGCACAGCAGUUUAGCAGGUAUACUAUGUUUACUAUCUAGACUAUCUUGGUGGUAAAUGAAAAGUCAUUGGGAUGCAUUGUCAGGGAACCUCGACUGUCUGUACAACAUUUUGUCUUGAUCCAUUUCAUGUUGAGAUAUUUCACUGAAUCAGUGAAAACUUUGACCUGCUGUUGCUAGAGGAAAAGCAGGUAAAAGAAGACGGCACCAAGUUUUUAUUGAUGCAACAUUUUGACCCGCAAGCUCUUAGGAACUUGCAAACAUCAGUGGGUGGACAGCCUCUCCUUUUCCUUUGUUGCUCUUUGUCUAGCAUCUGCACCGUACUAGUGUUGGAUGUGCACACUAUCCAUCUUUUUUGAAAGUCAGAACGUCACCAAAGUCAUUAGGAGCCAAACUCUGGACACUAUGAAUAUCUUCCAAAUUUCAUGCCAAUCCAGACAUUUCACUAAAACACAAAAAUAUCAACCUCAAGGUGGUGCCAGAGGAAAAGUCAGGGGAUCACCAAUGUCAGUUAGGCUUCAUCUUCUGGGGAACAUGAAUGUCUUUACAACAUUUUAUACAGUUCAACAGUUGUAAUAUUUCAGUGAAAGUGAACCAAAGUGGCGGACUCAUCGACCGACACUGCAAUCUGUUGAACCUCUAGAGUAGCUAAAAGGAAAUGAAUCACUAAAAAUACUUGGAAAUUCUCUUCUUACAUGUCUUUUUCACUGAAAUCUACCCAGAUUAUAUAACAGGUCAGGCACGCACACACACACAAACGCACGCACACACACACACACACACACACACCUCUGGUACCUACGACACAAUGGACAGGGUUGCUCUCUUUCAAGAUUGUCCUCUUUCUCUUCUCUCUGUCUCUUGUCUCUCAGAAGAGAAACAAUCUGGUGCAGGAUGAGAGGGUCGAGCAAUCAGCAGAGAAAGACAUAUCCAUUUCAUUCCCACUUUCCUGUGAGUGUGUGUGUGUGUGUGAGAGUGUGUGUGUUGUAGCUGCAGGCUAUCUCAGGGUGUCAAAACAGUCUCUACUGUGUCUUGUCUUUUCUUUUCACAAACAAAAACACAUUCUUCAGCAUGGACACCUAUCACAAUACGUCUUUCCCAAAGCUCAAAGGUGGAUCAUAGACUCAACCUCAUGUUUUGUCAUUAAUAACAAGCUAAAUGUGUUCAGUCUCUCUUAAGCUACAUUCAAAGUAUUUUACAAUCUAAUCCCAUAGAUUGUCUUCUUUCCAUAUUAUGAUAAAAUAAUUCAAACGGCAGUGAUUCCCUCUGGCCUGCAGGGGGUAACAUUACACCCCCGGCACCAUCUGCACACUUGUAAAAACUCCAGUGCCUGUCGGACAGCUGACUACUGGACUUGUCUUAGCAAGAAAAGCCCAGGUGGAACUAAUAACAUUAACGAGGGCUCAGUUCCAUUUUAGUGUCCCAGGAAGCCGAACUGCUGAGCAAAUGAACCAAACAUGGCAGGUGAUUUCACUCACAAGUUGGGCUAGGAAUUACAUGAAGCCACUCAACUCUUAUAAAAAUAAUAGCAGGAGAGUGACGGAGAUGUACACACCCACACAGUCCUGAGAGGACAUCUAAUUAGACAAAAUAAUUCAAGUCACCUGUGUGGGUUCACCUACAGGGCUUUUAAUGCAACAAUAAUCCAACAAAUUUCCACUUAACAAACUACUGUAAUGAAAUUUAAAUGUAAACCAGACAACAGUGUGAAUGAAGAUGUCAUAUUACAUAAUAAUAAGUUGAAUUUUCAUUAUUUAUUGUUUAUAUUUUUCUGUAUUUUGAUAGAUACUUUGUUACAUAGUUAUAUACAGAGGUGAAAAAAAAGGAACCAGAUAUUUUACUUAUAACAUUGUGCAAAUAAACUGUUACAAGUAAUAUUCCUGCAUUCAAAACUAAAUAAACGUAUUAGUAUUAUCAGCAAAAUGUUCUUUAAGUAUCAAACGUAAAAGUGAUAAUUAUGAAAAAUGGCUCCACUCUACUUUAUAUCAUAUUACUGAAUUACUAUUACAGAUGCAUUAAUGUGUAAACAGCAUUUUAUUGUUGUAGGUAAUAGAGGUGAAGCUAAUUUGUCUGAACUUGUUGGACACCCUCACAAAUCAUCUUGUUUUUAGAGCCUGAUCAUAUGUUCUGUAUAUAAAAUGUGAAUCUGCAAAGUAACUGUAGCUGUCAGAUAAGUGUAGUGGAGCAUAAAGUACAAUAUUUCCCCCAGAAAUGUAGUGGAGUUGAGGUAAAAAGGUGCAUAAAAUUGAAUUUUUUUAGUAGAAGUACCUUAAAAUUAUACUUGAAUCUACUUGUGUAAAUGUACUUUCAACCAUAGAUAAUAUAUUAAGAUAGGAUCUGACAAAAAAUUAUAUCUGCAUAUUUUAUUUUAUUUACUAAGCUUUAUUUAACAAACUAAAGUAACUAAAAUACAAAAAAACUAAAUACAAAAACUCAGACAUAUAUAAUAUACAAUAAAUACAAUAAGGGGAAAUUGCUGAAAAAAGAAUUAGAUGCUAGAGACUUUGUGAUGCUUGGCGAUGCUUUUUCAAUGUGCUUCAAACAUUCUUGACCUCUUUAUCAGGUCUUUGAUUUCAAUGUAUAUUUUUAAUAAGAUAAUUCAAACAAAAAAACUUGAAAUGUGGGGUAGAUUUGCAAAAUUGCCUAAUAAUAUAACUAAAUUAAUCAUAUUUUUUGGGAGAAAGGAAUACUGCCUCUAAAUAUUUCUCCACAUCUUUCCAAACUUCAGCAAAAAUUCACCACAAGUGUAUUAACUCUUCUUCUUUCUUUCAAUAAAUGUUAUCUAAGUCAGUAAAUCUUCCAGUCAUACUGUUAAAGGGAUAUAUUUUGGAUUUUUAAAUGAAUUUCUUAUUUUUAUGUAUAUAUUCAGCCAGUCUGCAUUCUCUGUUAAAGCUGCACUAGAAUGAAACUCCAUCCCAGCGACUAUUAGAGAACUGGACACAUCUGGUUUAUUUAGAGCUCAUUUAAAGAAAUGGUUAAUUAGUACUCAGCUCUGUCAGCACUAAAACUCAAUUGCACCUUACUGUCCUCAGUCUGCCUGUGCUGAACUUCCCUUGCUGUCUGCUGUCACCUGUUGCUAUCAUACUAUUGCCAGCCUGCCCUCAUGUAGCUGCAUGUAUGUCUUAUGUCUGUUAUUCUGCUUUGCAUGUUUCUGUUAGUGUCUAAUAAUGCGGCAUAAUGUGGCCUUAUUAACAUUAAUAUUAAUGUUUAUUUCAUGUUUGUUUGUUUUUUAAAUGGUCAAAUCUAUUUAACAGUUAAGUCAUUUUUUUAUUAACUAUUCAUUAAAGUAAAGAUUGUAGAUUCCUUACCGGCCUUAUUAGCUUACAACCAUGAGUGACUGUCCCAUUUUACCUUACCAGCUGUCCCAUUUUACAUGACGAUGUUAUCAGAGUGAGGUCCUGGUUCUUGAUGUGUUUGAAGGUCCAGAGUUUCUAAAGUAUUUUAUUUGACAACAUAUUUUCUUUACAGAAAUAUAGCAGAGAUACAUAACAAAUCCUAAAAGUAACACUUAAGCUAGCUUUCAGAAUUCUAGGGUUUCUUGGUAAUCUACCAAAAAGUGUCCCACAUUACUUAACUUCAUCCAUUAUAUUUUAUGUUUGGGGCGUGCUCGUUAUUUGACGCCACGGGGGCGGGGCUUCACUGAAUAUUCAUUGGCGUGCGGGAGAGACACCGCACGCCAGGAGAGAGGCUGCUGCUGCUGCACGCACACAGCUGGAUGGAUAGCUGCGUCUCCGCCGAGAAGGAUGUGAAUUUUCCGCAUUUUCAAGUUUGUCACUAUAAGAAAGCAGCGGCUGGACUCGGCUCGACUCACGGGUGGUGUAAAUAACGACUGGACCCUAAACACAGCACGUCUGAAAACAAACUGCUUCGUUUUAAUGAGCUGAUUUUAAGAGAUUUGACCAGAGAGCGACUGUCCAUCCGUCCGGUGAGCUGCAGACAGACACAGACAGCAAUGAUGGAGUCUAUCUUAGACAGUUUAACCGCAGAGAAACUCUAUCCGUCCGGAGGGACCAACCUGUUGGACCUGGAGGAACUCAGCGACGGAGAUUUCCUCACUAAUGUGCCUUUCUCAGGUGACCAGAUGGACGACUUCAGCAGCGAAUUAUUCAGCAGUUUCUUCGAGGACCAUCUAUUAGAGCGACCCCUGCUGGCAGACAGAUCUUCACUUUUACACAUGGACAUAGACAGCAGCCCAGAUAUUCAAGCAGAGCACAGCUACUCUUUGAGUGAAGACUCCGCCCCCCAGAGCCCAGCCCUGUCAAUCAAAAUGGACCAAGAGUCCGAGUUUGAAUGGAGCUUCAGUCAGGACCUGUCGGCCAUCUUGGUGAAACAGGAGGAGCCAGAUGUGGGUCAAAGGUUAGAUCCGCAGCCUCUGGAGGGCCCGCCUCUCAUAUUAAGCCCUGCCCCUCCGCACAGAGGAUCGCCAUGGAAACACACGGAGCGCAGUCAAGACGAUGUGAAGCCAGUAGCGAUAAAAGAUGAGCCCAGAGAGAUUGGACAGUACCUCAGCCUGCCCAGCGACGACGCUCUCCAGCUCCCGCCCACUCCUCCCAGCAGUAACCAUGGCGACAGUGACGGCUCCCUCCCCCCUUCCUCCCCACACCUCCCUCUGCCACCGUCUUCCCCUCAACCACAACAGAGGCCAGGAGGUCGUGCCUCCUCUUCCUCCUCCUCCUCCUCUUCCACAGCCAUCUCCUCCUCACCUCUCCUCACUGCUCCACAUAAGCUGCAGGGUUCAGGACCCCUCAUGCUCACAGAAGAAGAGAAGAGGACCCUGGUUGCGGAGGGUUACCCAGUCCCUAACAAACUUCCUCUCACCAAGAGUGAAGAGAAGGCACUGAAGAGAGUCCGACGAAAGAUUAAAAAUAAGAUCUCAGCUCAGGAGAGUCGGAGGAAGAAGAAAGAGUAUGUGGAAUGUCUGGAGAAAAAGGUGGAGAGUUACACGUCAGAAAACAGCGACCUGUGGAGAAAAGUAGAAAACCUGGAGACUGCCAACAGAUCUCUCCUACAGCAGCUCCAGAAGCUUCAGUCGUUGAUUUCAGGGAAAGUCGUUCCCCGUUCUUGUAAAAUGGCCUCAACUCAAACAGGGACAUGCCUCAUGAUGAUGGCGGUGUGUUUUGUCCUGGUGUUGGGCUCCUUCUCUCCCUGCCUCUCUCCCUUCUACUCCCUCGCUCACAGCUCCUCUUUGUCCUCUUCCUCCUCCUCUAACUCCCCCUCCUCCUCUCCUUCUCCUCAAUCAGCGGACCUCUACACCACCAGUCAGGUCCGUUCCCGCAGCCUGCUCUUCUAUAACGAGGGGGCUCCACUGGAGGAGACUUCAGUGACAUCAGAAGGGGAGCGGCUACAGUCAGAAGGCCACUCUCACAUCCAGACAAGCCGUUACACAGCUGACGCCCACAGCAACCAGACAACUGGGCCCAAGUUAGACCGCAGAGAAACAAAGCCAGACGGAGUUUCAGAGUUUUUCUGACAGACAGCCUGACCCUUCCUCCCAUGACUUCUCACCUCAGACCCCUAAAACCCCCCCCUCCCGCCCCCCCAGAACCUUCAGACUGCUAAACUCAGCGGGCAUGUGAUCCACUUCGCACCAUAUCAACACUUCCAACUGGACCAAAACCUGUGUCUGCAUUAUUCUGUCAUCCAACCAUCAUCUUCCCUUUUUAGUGAGUGACUUCAUCUCUUUCAAGACAUCCGACACUGCAGUCGUCAAAUCCUCCUUCAGCUGAUGUCCUGCCUGUAACUUGUGCUUCAACUCUCUGCUUAAUCCUGAAUAUACUUGAUUUUAAAGGGACUCUGAUUAAAUCUCAUUGGAAUUUCAAUCUUUAUGCAUUGAAAUUGCAUACUGGAUAAUUUUAAAUAUAAUACUAAUCCAUUCGUAUUUAGUUUAGACAAAAAUGGAGAGUAUUUAGUUUAAAAUUUAUAAGAAUAUUUUAAAGAUACGUCACCUAGGAACACAUAGGGCCUUAAAUAAAGAGCCUCUAGACAUUAUAACUUAAAGAUGCAUUGUGUAGCAUUUUAAUAUAACUAAUUCACCCCCAUAAACUACUCGAUACACAUAAACAAUGUCAAAAAAGUCCCCCCAAAAAUUUGUAGCAUCCACAGCCGCUUCUAGAGCUUCAUCCUUGCUUUCUCUUCAAAACAACGGAAAGCAACAUCCUUUUUGCAAGAGUAAGCAAAGAGCCUCAUGGGAAAUGCGGUUUUAAUAUUGAGAAACGUAAAAUGAUACACGUUGCACCUUUAAGAAACAGAAGUAUACUGUAUAUUGACCUCGACUGUGUGAUUCUAGUUUAUGUUAGCACAAGGUGCUUGCAUUUUAUUUCCAAGGCACUCCAGAUGCACUACAUGGGAUCAGUGCACCUGAAUGCAACUUGUGUUGCGACUAACAACUAGAAAUAAAACUAAAAACUAGACAUGCUGAUGUAAAUAAAUGCAUCCUUUUUAAAAGGAAGUUGUGCCGUUCAAGUGCCUUUCACUCACCUCAGUCAAAUAUGACCAACUUGGCCUUACAUGUAAUGCCCAUAUAUGGAAGUAUAAACCUGGAAAUGUAACUGUAACUACAUUACACACUUUGUGUUUGAAGCAGGGCUGGCCUCAGCCUUUUGGUUGCCCUGGUUUAGAUUUUGUCAUUUCUCCAGUCCUUGUUUCCUUCAACGCAUCAUAAACAAGCUGAAUGUUCAGGAUUUAUCUUUGCAAAGCAUUUUAUUUAACAGGCAAAUGUCUCUAAUUGUGGGGCAAAGUAGUAAAAGCUUUUUAGGUGGGGACUUCUGGACAAGAAGGCCAAAUUGGCCACCUAUGCCUCAUGAGCUGUGAGUUACAACUUAGCAUUUAAUGAGUUUUCCACUUCUUGAAUCAAUCUUCGAAGUUAAAGUUAGUUUUUUUAUCACUUCCAAAUCUUGCAUCAUUUUGAAGGGAGACCAUAUUUUCAUAAAGGGGUUCUGACAGAGGUUGGGAAACAUGACAUAAAAGUAUUUUUAUGAAAUUUAAAUUGUAUAUAUAAUAUAUUUGCAGCAUCAAAAAAGAGCAUAUUUAAUUUAUGCAACAAAAAAAAAAAAUAAAUGUACUGAACUUGUUUUUAAGGUUAGUUUAUUGUGUCUUGUUUUUCUAAAUAAUGUUUACAAAACACAAAAAAUACAACUUAUAAUAUAUUCUGAGCAUCAAAAAAGAGCAUAUUUAUUUUAUGCGAGAAAAAAAAAAAGCAAUUGUUUGUUGUGUUUUGGCAUUUAGGAUGAUGUGAAGGUUUACAUGAUGGUGUGUAGUUUACAUGCUGUUCCAUGGAGUGUAAAACUUUGACAUGAUCUGUCUGUCUGUUUACUGUAAUACAGUGUUUAUGUUUCACUGCUGUCGCUUGAAAACCUUUUUUUUUUUUUUUGUUAUUCCUUCAUGAUUUAAAAAUGUCAUGGAUUUAAAAAUCUUAAUUUUUUUACCCUCAACCUGUAGUUUUGGACUUGUAACGAUCUUUUAUUGACCCCCCAAAACCCCAAAAUUUAUAACAAACCAACUGCAAAUUGAGAAAUUGACAAUAAUGCUUAAAUUAAGAUAUUAUUCUGUCAUAUUUGCAUCCUGUAACCUGUGACCAAGAAGCAGAGGAAACAUCUCAACAUUGAUGCUAAAUGUGCUCAUGCGACAGCAGUGUAUGUUGUAUUUAUUCCUGUUUGUAGAAAGUGUGUGUAUAUAUUGAUGAAGCCAAUCAGGGGACUAUUACAUUCCAGGAAGUAAAACACCACUAGCUUUGUUCUCUCCACAGUUUAAAGGAACACCUUUAGGACAUUUUUUUUUAAAAAAAAGUCUUUAUUUCUUGACCACUAUUCUGACAACGAUUUUAAAUGUUGUGAUAUUCCUUCAAACAGACAUUUCGCUGCCCCGGUCCAAAUCUGUAAGGAAAUAAUUACAUCACUUCUGACUCAAACACUCAAGACAUCCUACUUUGAUUUACAAAAACUCGCAAUUAACAGAUUUCCUGCUUUUCUUAUGUGUCUCUGUAUCUGUUUCAUUUUGUGUCCCUAAAUGUUUGGUUUGAUAUAAUCUGUGAUACAAAACAUCAUGUGACUGCAGCCCGUUGCGCAAACAUCCCGUCAUUCUCACCCCCCAACAGUCUUAAUGCAUCAGUGUACAUAAAUAAUGACAACCUAAUGUGCAGUUGUUGUAAAUAAGGGCCUUGUUUUUUGUAUUGUGACAUAUUCCAAGAUUUUAACCUGUGGAAUCAUGUGGGAAAGGGAAAAAAGGGGAAUAAAUUUGGGUGGAAAAGGGGGAAGGAAAAAAAAUUUAAAGUGGGGAGGGAUUUAAAAGAAAAUGAGGGAGGGUCACUUUUUCCACUUGUAAAGAAACCUGGACGACACAGUAGCUAAACACAGUUUGAAUAGUUGUAAAACAUCAAGGAGUGCUUGAUUAUUCUGACCUCAAAAUGUCUGAAUGGCCUGAGAGAAUAAUCAAGCACUUUGCAGGGAGUUCAGUUAUUUGAAAUGUGUUUGGAUACGUUGGUGUUGUAUCGGGUUUGUUGUAUAGCGUCUUGCAUGUUCCUCCAUAUAUUACUAUGUUAUCUUAGUGUAGUCAGUAGAGUAGAAACCAGCAAAAUAUUAAAAAACUGCAUCAGCAA